This is a messenger RNA of Ostertagia ostertagi, 294 nucleotides long. The record is from the annotation of a GenBank genome assembly. NCBI's taxonomy places the organism in Eukaryota, Metazoa, Nematoda, Chromadorea, Rhabditida, Trichostrongylidae.
AUGCCUUCGUUCUUUCUCUAUGAUUAUUUUAAGGUACUCACGCUCCAGUCAUGCACGCCAUUACUUUUGAUCGCCAUGCUUAUAAUGUACGCUAUCGGUCAACUGCAGCUGCUCAAUCAUCCGGUACUCGAAUAUCUCUCACAAACAGUGAUUGCAUUCAUACCAUUGUGCAAUCCAAUCAUUUCCCUCACUUAUAUCACACCCUAUCGAAAAACGGUCACGAGGUGGUUCCAACCACUUGCUCGGAAAUACUCCUACCAAUCACCGGGUUCUAGAGAAAUAUCAAGUUUAUGA